Messenger RNA from Aedes albopictus (Asian tiger mosquito), 4709 nucleotides. Its product is annotated as protein bunched, class 2/F/G isoform. Gene Ontology annotation, cellular component: cytosol; nucleus. The transcript is spliced from 5 exons. Gene Ontology annotation, biological process: negative regulation of apoptotic process; positive regulation of cell population proliferation. The coding region runs from base 1665 to 4610 and encodes 981 amino acids. The record is from RefSeq and is a predicted model, not a curated record. NCBI's taxonomy places the organism in Eukaryota, Metazoa, Arthropoda, Insecta, Diptera, Culicidae.
CAGCUGCACGAACUCAUCGCCGCGAACGGGACACAGACAGGCUCCGUCGUCGUUUCCAUCAAAAAAUCGAAUAUGGCUGCCGUGGUGUUGAAAAAAUUCGCAACGAUCUCGAUUCUCGGUUCCAUUUGUGCGCUAAUCGGUACGAAACUGCAGCUCUAAGCCCACAGUUCAACGCGUCGCGAGUUUGUCCGUGCGGGAGUGCAAAAAUCCAGUUUCGAGCUUCGCUGCAAAACGGUGAAAAUUGGCAAUCAAUUUCGGGCCCCGGGGUCAGCCUUUUUCUCCUGCGCUGAACAACCAGAAUUCGGUAUUUUCUCGCGAUUUUCGGAUCGGACUGUUUCUGGCGUGUGAAGUUUAUUCGGAAGUUUGGGAGUUGUGUUGUUUUGUCGGUGGAAAGCUGAACCUGCAGGAAGGAAGGAACCGUGGAUAAAGAUUCGCGUGAUCGAGAAGAAGGAACAGAAUCUUGCGUGGAAGGGAGUCUCCUUGCGUGAGGAACAUAGAACGAGUCGGAUUCCAGGAGGAGCAGUGUUUGGAUUUUGCAAAUUGGAGAUUUUUUUUGGCGAAUCAUCAUCUGCCUCUACGUUCCGGUUGGCCCUGUAAGGGAAAAGGAAUCCGUCUACUCCGCGAGGGUGUGAAGAAAAUAAAGUUUGUGACCACUUUCUCAAAAAGUGCAAUCACCGCAGAAUCGCCGCGCCGUGCCACCCCUUUGUGCGAGACGACCGAUCAUCAGCGAGCGAAAGAACAGCGUGCGGUGUGCGGAAGUUUAGCGACAAUCGCCGCGCCAAUCAGGAAACCGCAUUCGCAUUAGCAGCAGCAGCACCAAGCAGACGAAAAUUUGACCACUGGUGCGGUGUCGGCGGAGAAAAAAAAAACGCACAAGAAAAAAAAUAUGCGCGAUGAACGGAAGAAAAUUCCGCUGAAGAAUAGUAGCAGCAGCAGUGUGUGCGAAGAAGAAUAACAACAUUCGUCGAAGCAAACACAACAGCAACAGAAAAAAAAACAUCGCACCCAAUCGAGAGACGGCGAGAGAGCGUGAAACGAAGUGUGCGUUCAUAUUUUGACAGUUCGCUUCAUCCUGCGUUUGCGUGUGAAUUUGUGUGCGUCGUCCGUCGUUGUCGUCUGUGAGUAAACUCUCUCGCUCUCGCUCUCCGGUGCGCUCUCAUCUCGCCAUCAUCUGUGUGCGGCGCGAUAACACAACAAACAACAACAAAAACAAAGCGAUUUCGAGUGCGACGACUGAAAAAAGAAUAGUGGCAAAAAGGAGGAAAUCCGCGAGGGUAUUGUGUGUUUCGAUUUUUUUUUUCAAUAAUCUCUGUGCGGAACGUGUGUGUUUUGGGCAGUGUUUUGUGGGGGAUUUGCGUGAUGUUUUUGCGAUAAGCUGGUGGGGGAUCGAUCGUGUGUCUUUUUUUGGAGGAGAUCGCUAAUCCAAUUUAUCGGCGGCGACUAGAGUGUGGUGCCGGUGUUUUGCAACGGUGGAUUCAGUGCACUAUUGAAACAGAUAAUCCCCAUUCUUCGCUUGCCGAGUGUCCGUGAGUGUGCAAAAGUGCAAGUGCAUCUUCGUGUGUGCGAGCGUAAUUCUUAGUGUCCGCGACCCCGCGAGUGAAUUUUCUACCCCCGACCGGUCGUUCAGAAAAUCCGCGAAAAUUCCGAAAAAUAAGAAAAAAAGUAUGGCCGAGAAUUCUGUCAGUAGUAGUAGCAGUAACAGUCUACCAUCGCCUGCAGCGUCACAACAGCAUCCAAAGACAGCAAGUCGCGGCGGCGGCGGAGGGGGAAGUGCGUUAUAUCACCACCACCAUCAUCAUAACAAAUCCUUGGACAUGACGUCGGCAUCCGGCGGCGGUGGCGGUGGCAGUGGUGCCAGCACAACGACAGUCUCCGGUAAGGGAGGUGGUAAGCACUCGAAUGUCAUUCACCGAACCACAAGCGAGAGCUUACGGUUAGGGGGUGGGCCGGGGAGUGGUGGAGGAGGGGGAGGAGGAGGAGGUGGGGGCGGAAGUGGAAAUGACAGUUCCGUUAGCAGUUCGGCUUCGCCAUCUUCAAUGAUGAACUCGUCCGGGUCGAUCAACUCGAUUUCGAGGGCGAUUGCUGCGGCCACGGCCGCUGUCACCGGGAAGACUUCCUCGUUCAUGAUUACAUCGGUGACGGUGGGAGCGCGGACCAGCGCUGACAAUGGCGAUGACUCGGCCGAUGACCUUGACGAAUCCCACACGGAUGAUAACAGCCGAAUAACGGACUUCGAGAACGAGACUCCGUCGUUCUCCGAGGAUACCUUCAGUAAGGAGGACGUGUUUUUCGCUUCGAACGCCAUUGGAAGCGUUCCGGUCAUUCCGACGAGCUCUCAGUACGGGUUAGCUAUAGUGGCACCGACGGACCGUGCUCACGGAGCAGAAGCUCUAGCGGAUGCAAUGCAUGUUAGUGUUACGGAUGCGGGAAUUAACAUAAUGGGACAUGCCAAGGACGAUGGCAAAGAUCCCCAUCACCGAAAUGAACGGUUUAAGGUGGUCAAAAUCGAGAGUACGGAACCAUUCAAGCGCGGCCGCUGGGUAUGCAUGGAUUACCUGGAUCAUAGUACUUUACAGGCUUCGCCAAAGGAAGGGGGUGCCGGACCCGCAUCUUCCGGUGAAGGAGAAACGUCGACUACUUCUACGGUCGUCGAUUCCAACUCCAUUCGAACUCAGGACAGCGGAGUGGUGCUAAACGAAACCUACGGAGCAAAUGCGGCCUCCAAUGCGGUUGACGGCGAUAAUUCUGACUAUCAUACUCAUCUAGCUGCCAGCGUCCCAGCUAGCUCUAUCAUAGGUCUACUGAACAAUGAAUCUCCCGGGCAAAGUCUUAACCUAACCCAACCGGCAACGAUCGGAACGCCCGGUGGCGGCGGUGGAACCAUUCCUCAAUCUCAACAAACUACUAGUCAUGCUCAAUCUUCAGCAGUGCCGCAUAGUUUACCGCAGGCCCAACUUCAGAACGCUCUGGCCGGUGCUGUCGCCGGGGGCAAUGGGGCCCAAGGACAAUCCCAAUACUAUCCACAUACCAUGUCCAACAUGGCGGACAUAACUCAGCAGCAGCCACAGCACCAUCAACAUGGCGUUACUCUGCCCAGCAACAUUCAGAUGCAGCCUCCGCAGCAAACCAACAGCCCAGCUUCCGUAUCCUCGUCUACCGCCGUUCUUCCGCCAGCGGGUUCCGUCCCGCCGCCGACUACAUCACAGGAAAUGAACAUUGUCAUCGCAAAUCCUCAACACUCGCAACCCCAACAAACGAGCUUCCCCUCUCCCCAGCAGUUUCAGCAACAGACCUCCCAAACCAACUCUCCGGUCGUGGCCAGCAUCGGCGACCCAGUCCCCGCGGCGGACUCGAUUAUCCUUUCGCCAUCUUCUUCCAUGGCUGCUGCGACUGCCGGCACAGUUUCGACCACAUCGACGGUCGUCACCUCCGGACCCGAUUCCAUUCCGGCGGCAGUUUCGUCCGAGCCACUUGUAACUCCUUCGGCGUCGACCACGUCAUCGCCGGUCACGGCCACCGCCGUCAACAGCGACAGCAGCGCUCCAGCAAUUUCUUCAAUGGCCAGUUCUACGCCCACUUCGGCAGCUACGGCGGCCACCGUCAGUUCCCCGUCGGUGCCGAGCACUUCCGGCGCCGGCGCCGCCACCACCAGCAGCAAUCACCACGCUUCGAUAACAGCUGCUGCCGCCGCCGCCGCUGCAGUUGAUCAUCUCUCGGAGUCAAAUCUGUUGUCGGCCGUGGCGGGAAUCACCGCCGCAGCAGUUGCCGGAACCGGCGAGGAUGGCGAAAAGACCGGCGAAGACGGAGAAAGCUCGGGCCGGAUACAACCGGUAGCAGCGGCGUCGACCGACUGGAUUGGGCUGGACUUUCCACCGGCUGAACCGAAUCGCGCAGGCGACUCGAUGACCGAUCAGCAGGCUGGCAUCCGACUACCACUGCCCCUAUCGUUGACCAGUAGUCUCCAGCGAGAUCUACAGCAGAAUAUACCACUAGAUCGAACUAGAAUUCCCAGUAGUAACGCUAGUAGUAGUACUUCCAAAAAUACCAUCUACACCGACAUUGCCCUCGGUCGAUCCAUACAAAACGUAAUGCGUCCAUCGUCGAUCGGUGGCACCCGCUUUCCCGUGGCUUCGCCCUCGCCAUCCCAGCCGGAAUACCACCAUCACCAGGAUGAAGUGCUUUGCAAAACUGCUUCCAAUUUUUUGAAAAGCGGCGGUAACAGCCACAGUAUUGCCAGCUGCACCGCCCAUUACCCACACAAAUGUGUUCAAGACUUGAUCAAGGAGGAACUGGGCGCGUACGGCGGAAUGACCGGUCCCGGACAUCUCAGCAACGCCGGCAGUCUGGUGAACAUUCACAUCGAAUCGGACUUCGCCCAGUACGGAGGCAGCCCGGGAACCGUCGGUGGAUUUCAGUCCAAUCCUGGCUCCGGACGGACCAGCCCGUCGCACCAGAUGUUCCACGGAUCACCCCCGAAGCAUCUCAGCGCCAUUGGCCACUCGAUAAGCAUACCAAACAGUACCCGAGUUAGCCGAGCUCCGUCGCCGUCGUUCCUGCACGCAGUCGCAGCCGGAGACCAUCCAAGGUAUGUACUGACGGCUGGAGUUUAGUGUAUGGAUAAUCUUCAUCUAUUCUUUUGUACCGGAUAUGUUGUUGUUUUGUGCUACAAUCAUGGUUGUAGGAUCGUACGUAUUUUCAUCUUUUCUCGA